Molecule: messenger RNA, 2683 nt
Organism: Cheilinus undulatus (humphead wrasse)
Lineage: Eukaryota; Metazoa; Chordata; Actinopteri; Labriformes; Labridae
Product: transmembrane protein 255B
Exons: 9
Coding region: 267-1340 (357 amino acids)
Source: RefSeq, a predicted model, not a curated record
CAGAAGAUCUGGAGACAUUUUUAUUCUCCAAACAGGGUGUAUUUCAGGGAAAAAAGAGGAGAAAACAGAGUAAUGACUGAGAAACAUCAUCUGUCUGACCUGUAGCUUGUUGUUGUGCAGGCUCUCUAAGGAUGAAGAGGACUCGGUGCUGAAUCAACAGGGAUAAAAACAACGCAACAAAAAGCACUUCACAGCGUAGCUUCUUCUGCCUCAUCCACUGUUUCAUUAUUGUUUCUUUAACUUUAAUUCAUCCGGACUAAGACAAAAUGCAGCAGCCUGAAAUCCAGCAGACAACUCAACCAACAACAGCGACGGAAACCCUGGAUCCAGCAGAUCAGUAUGUGCGUCGGAGGAAAUCUGCUCUGUGGGUGACCAUGUCUCUGCUGGCUCUGUCUGUGGUGGUUCUCACAGUGGGUCUGAUCUCUGCCACCCGCACAGACAACGUGCCCGUCGCUGGUUACUACCCCGGUAUCACUCUCAGUUUCGGAGCGUUUCUGGGUAUUGUUGGCAUUUACCUGGUGGAAAACCGCAGACCUAUGCUUACAGCAGCAAUCAUUUUCAUCAGCAUUGGAGUCAUCGCGUCCUUUUUCUGCGCCAUCGUGGACGGGAUCAUUGCAUCAGAAUUCAUUGACACUCGGCUCCUACUGGAGGACAGAUGUGACUUCUACACCAGUGGAUCGGGCUACGCCUUUGACAGCUACUACAGUGAGGUGACGUGCCAUUCGUCUGGAAAAGCAUGCAAGCUGAAAAUGAGGAGCAACACCUGCUACUGCUGCUACCUGUUCAACUGUCAGAGCACUGAGCACCACACAAAGUACUACGAGUUCACUGGGGUCAACAGCUGCUGGGACGUGAUCCACUUAUACCGUCUGCUCUGGGCCUCAGUGGUGCUCAACGUCAUCGGCCUGUUCCUCGGCAUCAUUACUGCAGCCAUACUUGGAGCUUACAAGGAUAUGCAGAAGCCAACUCCUCCGAUGGCUCCCAGUCCCACGCCGUCACCGCACAUCCUGUACAACCCGACCCAGCAUAUGUUUCCCUACAGCGGCUUCUGCCCCUCAGGACAGUCUCUGCCUGCCUACCCCAACUAUCCCAUACCCAUGCAGCAUAACGCCGGCUUUCAGCAACCUGCUACUCCCCAGAUGAUCUCUAACGGAGGCCCCACCUCCAACUCUGGCUCCUCUGAGGAGAACCAGAACCAGCAGCCUUGUCCGGCUCCCACCCAGCCACAGCCUCAGGGAGCUACCCAGGAACCGGGAGGAUACAUGCUGACCCCCAAUGCCCCUGUGCUCUAUGGAUCAUCCUACAGCCCCUUUGAGAAACCUCCACCUUACGCUUGCUGAACCCUCAGAUGAAAAGGAGACAUACUGGAGAAAAAUCAUCCUGCUUGGUCUGACUGGAUGUAGCACAAGACAUUUAACUGUGACCAUGUAGACAGAAAACACUUGUUGAGCUUUGUGACUGGUCUGUUCUGAUGUUUCUUGUGUUUGCACUGAGGAGGGAGACAUAUUUGUAGCUAUGUGGUUUUAAUAAAUAGACAUGGUUGGAUUUUUUCAUGUCAAAGGAUGCAGUUUGGGAAUAAGUAACCUCAAAUAAACACUUUAACUUGGCCUCUACAAAACAACAAAAAUAACCAAUAAGCUUAUUCUUGGUGCCUGUGCCAGAUGACCCAGAAGUAACCACACAAUCCACUCUCAUUCCCAGCAAGAAAGAAAAUAAGCCUAAAUCCCAAACUUGUUCCUUUUAAGCUGGCCUCAGAUGCCUAUGUGUUACGUGUGUGUAGUUAUACAGUGAUCUGAUCGUUGCGUCUGUUUGUGUAGACUGGAUUCCAGGUCUUCCUGUGUAUUUUCUCAUCAUACUGAGUACCAUAAAAGUAAUUAAAAGGGCUUUCUUGAGAUGUGAAAUGAAGUGUAAAGGACGCUGGCGUUGCAGUUAUUUUUAUGCUUGUGUGAAUCAUUUAAUGUGCACUUUAAAAUCAAUAAACUGUAUAUAUUAUUGAUGACGCAUGUUAUCUGCUGUGGGGUGCAGUUCUGUCGCUGCUGCUAUUAAAUCCAUCAUGUAUUAAAGAGACACCUACAGGAAAUGGAUUCAGAAACAUGUGGAAUAAGGGCUUCAUCUGGCUAUUGGAUUUAAAGGAAGAGUUUGACUUUUUUGGACAUAUUAUAUGCAAUUUGCUAAGAGUUUAAUGAGACAAUCAGUACAAAUAUUAUGCUUAAUAAAUGUCUAACAUAUCUAUAACUACUUCCUGCUUAGCUUUGCAUGAAGAUGGGAAAUUGAAAUGCUGUCUAAGACAGACAUUCAACUUCUUUGUUCAAUUCAUACACAAAACACAAAUUGGCUUUUAUGAGGAGACAGCCAGACAGCUUUUCCCCCAAGCUUGAAGUCCUUGUGCUAUCAAGUUAGCAUCUUCAAGGGGAGCUUCAACACUUAAAGCUUCCUCCAGAAGCUACAAGAGAUCAUCUUACAAAAAUCGCAUAAAAAUAGCUCUGAAAAUGUCAGGCUUUUCCUUUAAAUCCUCAUCUUUUCUGCUUCACUGUAACCUGUAGUUUUCGAUAUUUAUCAUCAUAUCAUAUUGUGAGACUGUAUGUUUCAAUUUAAAAAAAAAAAUUCAUCCCAAAAUAAAAACUUCUAUUUGUAAGCAACAAAACUUUUUCUCAGCUCAUUACACACAGGUGCCCUUGCUCCC